Messenger RNA from Knipowitschia caucasica, 1044 nucleotides. The record is from the annotation of a GenBank genome assembly. Lineage: Eukaryota; Metazoa; Chordata; Actinopteri; Gobiiformes; Gobiidae.
AUGGCUUCUAACUUCAACGAUAUAGUGAAGCAGGGAUACGUGCGCAUACGGAGCAAGAAGCUGGGGAUCUUCCGGAGGUGUUGGCUCGUGUUCAAAAAAGCUUCGAGUAAAGGGCCGCGGCGGUUGGAGAAGUACCCAGAUGAGAAGGCGGCCUACUUUAGGAGCUUUCACAAGAUCACCGAGCUCCACAACAUCAAAAACAUCAGCCGAAUGCCACGAGAGACAAAGAAGCAUGCGGUCGCCAUUAUCUUCUGCGACGACACCUCCAAGACAUUCGCUUGUGAAUCCGAGCUGGACGCGGAGGAGUGGUGCAAGCUGCUGUGUGUGGAGUGCCUGGGCAUCCGCCUGAACGACAUCAGCCUGGGGGAGCCGGACCUGUUAGCAGCGGGGGUGCAGCGAGAGCAGAGCGAACGCUUCAAUGUUUACCUAAUGCCCACUCCCAACCUGGAUAUCUACGGCGAGUGCACCAUGCAGAUCACCCACGAGAACAUCUACCUUUGGGACAUCCACAACCCGCGCCUCAAGCUGGUCAUGUGGCCUCUGAGCUCCCUGCGGCGAUACGGUCGAGACUCCACCUGGUUCACCUUUGAGUCCGGAAGGAUGUGUGACACCGGGGAGGGUCUGUUCACAUUCCAAACCCGAGAGGGAGAGAUGAUCUACCAGCGUGUCCACUCCGCCACUCUGGCCAUCGCACAGCAGCACGAGCGCAUGAUGGAGGAGCUGGAGAAGAGCUCCCAGAUCCUCUCCAGAGAAACGCUCACCAAGUCCAUCUCUCUGCCACGCAGCGUCUACUGGCAGCACAUCACGCGUCAGAACAGCGUGGGAGAUCUCUACAGUUACCAAGGAAACGCCCUGAGUUUAAACUUCAUCCCUCGCGCACAGACCUUCCCCAGUUUUCUGUCUGAGGACCACCAGCAGGAGGCGCACCAGCAGCAGGAGGAGCAGCAGGAGGAGCACCAGCCUGAAGAGGAGCAGCCACAACAUGAAGCACCAUCGCUCUCUAGUGGCCACGCGUCGAACUGCAGCCUGAGACCGCUCCAAUGA